Messenger RNA from Staurois parvus, 357 nucleotides. Lineage: Eukaryota; Metazoa; Chordata; Amphibia; Anura; Ranidae. The record is from the annotation of a GenBank genome assembly.
CAACUGCCAGUUCUCGGCAGUACUUUCCUCACGCUCUGACAGCGUGAGGAAAGUGCAGCCGAGACCCGGCAAUUGCAUUUCCCGGUGUCAUUGGACACGGCUGAUCAUGAGGGAUCGAUGAUGAUCAGUGCCCUGAUGAUCGGUGCCCAGCAGUGCCACCCACCAGUGCUGCCCAUCUGUGCCCAGCAGUGCCGCCUACAAGUGCCCAGCAGUGCCACCCACCUGUGCGCAGCAGUGCCACCCACCUGUGCACAGCAGUGCCACCCAUCAGUGCCCAGCAGUGCUGCCAGUCAGUGCCCAGCAGUGUUGUCAGUCAGUGCCAGCAGUCAGCGCCACCCAUCAGUGCCGCUUAUCAGU